Molecule: messenger RNA, 300 nt
Organism: Colletotrichum destructivum
Lineage: Eukaryota; Fungi; Ascomycota; Sordariomycetes; Glomerellales; Glomerellaceae
Exons: 3
Coding region: 1-300 (99 amino acids)
Source: RefSeq, a predicted model, not a curated record
AUGCGUUUCUCCCUCAUCGCCGUCCUGACUCUCGCCGCCGCCAUGCAAGAUGUCCUUGCGUCGCAUUGCCGAAUCGCCGACGUCGCAGGGGACUGCUGCUGGGGUGGCAACAACGGGCGGGACGCCUGUCUGAGACACAGGACCGGGGCCAACGUGUGCCGAUCUCCCAAUAUGGCUUACAACUUCUGCCGGAACGUGUACAGAACGGGUCCGGACGGAAAACAGAUCGCCAUCAGCGAGACCUGCGACGCUGAUUGCUGCAAUACCAUCACUGGGGAGGGUAUUGGUUGCCCGAAGUAG